UGCGACUUUAGUUCCUUUGUUGGCUGGAAGCUCCAAAAUUAUCCGUCUUUUCUCUUUGAACUUAGGAUUCGCCCGUUCUUUUUUAUUUUAGAGUUAAAUGCACAGUUCCGAAACGUUUUUUUCCGACUAGCUGAAGCUCGAAAGCUUUUCCGAUCGCUGUUGCCCGUGAGUUCUGCAAUUUUCGCAGUGCUCAAGCAUGGACGAGAUUUUCUCAUUCAUUCUCACCACGUGUUAAAGUUUGUCCGUAAAAAAGGUUAAAAAAUCAACGAAGAGCACAAAAUUUAGAGCCACUUCGAAAGGAUGGAAAGUUUAGUGUUCGAGGUAGCUCGGAAAAACUCCAAAACGUGCCAAAUCGAAGGAUGUCAUGAAAUUACAGUUGGUUCCAGAACGGCCUUGUGCCGAAAGCACCGCAACAAUAGAUACAAACAAAAUUACAAGAAGAAAAAACGCAAGGCCCAAGGAUCUGAGGUAAGUUUUAAAUCACUCUGCUGUUUUUAAGAUUAUCUUUAAGGACUGCUCUUCACAUGUGUGAAUUUUGAUUUAGAUAAAAUAGCAUUUUUGGUAAAUAACUUCUGGGCACAAGUCACAUGUCUUUGUGAAGCACAUUUCCAUUUUUCAUUCUGUAUUGUUUUAGCACCAAUAAGCAUCUUAUACUUUUCAUUCAAAGGUGGUAUUUUACAGGUUUCGUAGGUUGCCUAAGUUCAUUAAACAUUGAUGAAUCUAACUGGUAUUUGCGAACUGUUCAUAUAUUGAGGAAUGUACCGAGAAUAUUAAAUAUCCUUGUAUUAUUCCGGAAUGGAAAUUCCAAACUUCUAAUUUCAAUCGCGCUUCUGUUAUUCUCUUCUCAUAUUCAUCGUGUUCAGAUUUCAAAUGCUCUGGAGUUAUUUUGAGUAUAUAAGAGUAAAUGAUCAUUUCAUAGAUAGUCGCCACUUGGGCCAUAUGUUUCCUUUGAUGCAGAUAGAACCUUUUAUUGAAUCAAAUUGCAAAGACUUAUUAUCAUAACUAAGAUUGCUGCGUUGUCAAAUAAAGUUUUGUAAAAGUCAGUUUUAGCUUCGUCUGCUUCAAAGUAAAACGUAAUUUUCAAAUGUGUCAAAUUUCAUUUGCUUCCUGUGCGUUUGAGUUUUCAAAUCCUUGUAUCUUUACAUCAAAGAGUUGAAAUAUAAAUUUAUUUUUGUGUUGAGUUGAUAUUUAAAAUAUUUUCGUUGGCCAAGAGUUGUCUUGUGCAUCUAAAUAUUUUAAGUAGUUAACCUCCCCACCCAUAAGAAAAUGCGCACCCACUUGAUGGAUCUCUAGACAGGUUGCCUUUGUUCAGCAAUUUAACCAGUGUGUCAUUGAAUUUUUUUAACCAAAGAAAAACCUUUCACAGGGAGAGACUUGUAGGACUUAUGUGAGUGUUUGCUCAAUAAAGCUGUGCUCUCAACUCUUUCAUUCCCAAGAUCUCAUUAGCAAUUCUUCCUACUGUCUGCCAUAAAAUUCUUAUGAUUUCAAUGCAGAGAAUUUGGUAUUGAAUCAACUUGUAGUCAACCAAUUCAGUUUUCUUCCUUAUUCUCCUCACUGUUCUGCUUGAUUCUGUCCUGACAUUGUGAGGAGAAAUUCUGUCUUGGUCACUCAUGAGAGUUUAAGGGUUAACUCUUUCACUUCCCAGAUCUAAAUAUGAAUUCUCUGCAUUGUGUGCUAUACUCUUUGGUGUAAUGUUGGCUUUGAGAAUUAAUAUAAUGUCAAACAAUAUCCAUUUGUUUUUCUCAUUCUUUCUUCUCACUACCUUUCUGCCCAAAACUGUGUUGAUAUUGUAAGGAGAAAUUAGCUUUAGGUCACUCAUGGAAAAAGAGGGUAAGCACUGGUGAAUUUUGCAGAAAAAGAGGAAAAGGAAUUGCACACCAAUACUGGUGUUGACUUAGUAUAGGACCUGCCCUUUACAAGUUCAGUGUUUUUCACAUUGAUAUAGGCUAUUUGGAGGAUGGCAAAGAAAGUUGUUAAGCUCAAAAUUGAUGCGCAAUGCAUGAAUUUUUACAGAAAGACAAAGUUUACAUAUUCUCUAUACUCUUCUCUUUAUUUCAUAAGGUGGUGAUAAGGAGAAUUUGUUUAACAAUCAAGAGCUUCUUUAGUUGGUGAUAAUUGCCAUUAUUCUUGAGCCUUUAAUUGGGAUUUAAGGGUGAUAUUAUAGGCAGAACUUAGAUGUUAGUCACUCUUGGGAAUCAAAAGAUUAAUGCUUGAGUUCAGUCCAUAGAUCAUGACUCAGCUGAAUGUUUAGUGUUUCAUCCUCCCACUCAGAUGAUACAAAUUUCACGAUGUGAUCUUCAUUUUUUCUCUCUCAUCCUUUUUUCAUAGAGCCAUGCAAUUUUUUUCAGUCUUCCUUACACCAUCAUGUAUGCUCCUCCAAGAAGAUCUUUUUUACAAUGUUUUUUUUAUAAUAGGAUGUAUAGAAGUGUACACCUUAUGUAAUAAUAGAAGUCAUUUUAUUUAUCAGGAAAUACAGAGUGAGUCUAUCGAAAACCAACUUGCAGAAGAAAAAUGUUUGAUGGAACAGAAGUAUGCCAGUAUGCUGCAACAAGUGUUAGCUCAGAAGCAGUUGGUAAGCAAUCAUGGAAUAAUUCACCCUUCUCUUUAGUAACCAAACCAUCAUAGGAUAAUCUUAUGUUUUGAGUGCUUUCUUUGCUCCUUUACCCCUGAUUAUUAAAUCUCCCCUCCAGUUGCUAUCCAUUCCCUUGUAAAUUAGUUUCAAGAAAUUGGUGUUUAAUCAAGAUAAUAACUUCCACCUGAUAAUUUUGAGUACCAGUGUUCUCAUUACCUGUUUGUUGGAUAAUGUAUGGAUGUUACAGGGAGAAGUUACAUGCUAAUCACUGCCAGGAGUUAAAGGAUUGAUUUGUUGUAAUCAAUGCUGACAAUCCAAAACCCCAGUUAUCUUUGAUUAUGGAACCAAUGAUCUCAUCACUCUGUAUUAGUAUUAACUAUAAAUUUAACUUUCCAAGGAAUUGUUACAAUCUGAAAAAGUGAUCCAGGUUUUAAGAGCCCAUCAAAGGAGAGUUAAAGAAGAAAAAAUAAAGGAAAUUCAAGAAAGGAAAGAGAAGAAAGAACAUGAGCCACCCAAAGAAACUUUAGAUCUACGUAAGUGUAAAAUUGAUUUUUUUUGAAGGACCUAAAGAGACACCGCCCAAAAUCUCAAGCCGAAACAGGGAGAGGCUGUUUCAACUUAUUUUCAUGUUUCCAAAUAAGUUACAGCACUACAUUUCCUUACUUUAAUUGUGUAUAAAAAUUCAAACCACUGUAACAACUUGCUUUAAGGGAAAUUUUCUGCUGCUAGGUCAAAUAUUUGCACACUCAGAAAUUCUCUAGGCAUCCCAUAAGCUGUUGCUACAGCCUGUGCCAAGAUGUUUUGCACAGAGAAUUGUCACUUAGGGUGACCAGGCUAUAUAAAACAGUCUAUCACAUGACACAUACAGAAGGUAAGGCUUAAAGGAUCUGAAUUUUGAGUCACAACCUGUGGUUUUUACAUGAGUAAGAAUUCAUGUGCAAGAGAGUUCAUGUACUCAGAAGGCUGUGUUGAAGUAGUGUCAUAAUCUGUAACUCAGUAACAAAAGCAUUCAUAUUUGAGAAACAUAUUUUGACUGGUUCUUGUUGCCUGAUCAUUGUUAUGGCUUUUACGGCGAUUCAUGCAACAUUUCAAGACUUCUUCUUGGACAACAAAGGACGAAGAGGCAAUUUUCACUAACUCCUUAACCCCCAAGAGAGACUAACACCUAAUUCCUCCUCACAAUAUUAGCCUGAAUAAAAAUGCGAAGGUCAUAAGAUUAUACAAAAUGAUCAAAAAUUAAAGGACCUGUUAAUUGUUAAGCAAAUUCCCUUUGUCAGCACCUGAUGAAAUGUAUAGAGACCAGUGUGGAAAAUAUGCACACUGAUGUCAGGGUGUACAGGAUUAAAGAAAGGUGCAGAGCAUGAGAAAUAUUUUCUGAAAAAGUGUGUCUUUCCUUGACUUCAGACAAUGAAAACUAAGUUGUAUAAAUGUUACAGCCUGCCAAAUUGACCACUUAAGCUGCAAGUUUAGUUGCCAAAUUUUUUUGUAUUCUCCAUGGCAGCCAUAACAGUCGUAGUUUCAAGAACUGAGUGAAGAGAGAUCCAGACAAAAACACACUUUUUUACCUUAAAUAAUUGGGAACUGCACUUUUUUAUACCUAGGUAUGCCACUUAGUGGUUUGGUUAAAGAUGGCUCAGUCACAGAGAAAAGUCCUUCCAAGGCAUUUAAAACUACCAAGAACUCUGGUAAAACAAAUCAGAGCAAGAAGAACUCUAAUAAGGGAUCACCCUCUAAAGAUGCUCGUCUAGGAAAUAAUCUUUCUUUCUCAAGACACAUGGAAAAUGUUUCAACACCCCCUUUGCCAGAUUUAGUACCAGCAGGAAUAAGUGUUCCACCUUACUUAGGAAACAGGAAUGGAAACUUUGCAGGACAAAACCCAUAUGGUGCCACUGGCUCACCACAGCUGACUCCAAUCCAACCUGCCAUUAUGUCACCUCAGCGGAUUCCUAAGAUUGAAAAAGUAUUUAGUUACCAGCCAGCAAUGAGCACUGUUAGUAAUUCCUCCAAAGUUUGCAUGGAUGCUGCUGUUAAAGACCUUUCUCCAGGAAAUCAUGGAAAAGGUUCUGCAGUCCCCUCCAAUCAACCAAGGCCAGCUCCUGGUGCAAUUUCCCAGCACUCAAACACAGAUAUGAACAAUUUUAUUCUUCUUAACUCCAAAGCUGUUCAUAGUACUCAAGCCAGACUACUGCAGAAUUUACUGCCAUACCCAACAGUCCAAAAUAGCAUUCCAAGUAGUACAAAUAUCACCUCUCAAGCAGGGCAAACAAGGCCAUCUUUUCAAAAUAUGUUGACACCAUGCUCAUCUACAUCUGUAUCAACUGGAGGAAGCGGUGCAGGGAUGCUGCACCAAAGUCAGAUGAGUUUUCCAAUCACAAACUUUAGCCAGGCAAUGUCAAUGCCAAAUAACAGUCAGAUUGUAACUACAGGAACAUGUACACAAUCUCACCUAACAAGCCAGGUAAGGUUCAAGGAGCAGUCUUGUUUUUUGUUGUUUUUUUUUUCUUUCAGUAAAUAACUGUUUUGGGAUGUGACGUGUUUUAUCAACUCUUUAACUACUGGAAGUGAUUAACAUGUAACUUCUCCCUAUAAUAUCUCCACAUUAUCCAGCAAGCAAGCAAUGAGAAUACUCAAACUUAUCAGAUAGAACUUUCUAUCUUGAUCUAACACAAAAUUCUCCUUACCAAUUUAAAAGAAAUGCAUAGCAAUCAGAGGGGAGAAUUUACAAUCACAUCUUGGGAGUUAAGAAGUUGAUAUUAAAAGAGUUACUGAUGUUUAGCAAACUGAAAAAACUUUUUGAAAGAUCCUCGUUAAAUCCUUAAAUGAAGGAUCCUUGAAAAGAACUUUGUGAGGAUCCUUAUGAGGAUCUUUGUAAUAUCCUUUAAGGAUCUUUAUCAAAUCCUUGAAGAUCUUAACAAACAUUUUUGCUCAGAAAGAUCUUUGAGGAUCUUUUACAGAUUCUUUAAAGAUUCUUGAAAGAUCCUUCUCCUUAAGGAUCUUUGGCAGGUCUUUGACAAUCCUUGAAGAUCCUCAAAGAUCCUGUGAGGUUUUUCACCAGGAACGACAAGAGACAGUUGAUUGCUAAAAACAAUGCAAUGCAAAUCAAACUUUGAGAUUCUUGAGUUAUGGUUCAUUUCCCUCUGAAAGAGAAAAGAGAGAACAAAGAACAAUUUCAGAGGGUUCUUUUGAUAAUUUAGAUUACCACUGUCAAGAGGUGCAUUUUUUCCUCAGAUUUUCAGUGAACAAUCUGAUCACAUUGUUCAUUUGACAUAUGACAAUAUUUUCUAUUUAUGUAUUUAUUUAAGUAACUUGACAAACUUAUCCAAAUUUUGAACUUUUUAUAGUACGCUUUAAAAUUAAUUCACAUACAGUCAAAUACUGUAGAUAAAAAAAAAACAAAUAAGCAUACAAAGAAAUAAAGGAAUAAUACAAGAGUGUAAUAACCUCAGCUUAUUUUUUACUCAAGGAGAUGAUUAGUAAUAUGGUGGCUGAAUGAUUAGUACACAGAACUCAGGUUGCAGAGGUCUGGGUUCGAUAGCUGGCCAGGUCAUUGUGUUGGGUUCUUGAGCAAAACACUUUACAUUCAUUGUGUCUCUUGCCACCCAGGAGUACAAAUAGGUCGGUUGAAUUGUCAGGAAAGCCUGAUGAAAUGCUGACAGGGGGGAAGGGGUGGUGGGGUAACCUUGCAAUGAACUGACAUCCCAUCCAGAGGGGGGAAUGCUCCUGGUCACUUUAUGCCAAGGAAGGUGGGAUAAGCUAGGGCUGGAUGGGCCACUUAGUUCAACUGUACCUUUUACCUUAUUUUCUGUUUUGCUUUGACUGAGUAGGUUGAUGUAUCACAAAACUGGUCAAACCAGAUGGCACAGGGAAGGCUGCAGACUCCUUCAGUGCAGGAUGACUUCCUGCUUCAGAUGCUUCAGGUAAAUGAAUUGCAUCUAUUUUUGUGUAACAUGUUCAUUCGUUUGCAAGUAUUUUAACUCUAAGAUUAGCAAACAGAAGCAAGUUUUUGAAAAGGCUUCAUUGCUGCUCCAUGACUGAACUGAAUGUUUUGAAAAAUAAGGUCUUAGAUUCUAAAUAUAGGCAUCUUUUUUGAGCCUUAGGUUUUGUUACUGUCAUAGGUAAGACUUUUCCACAACAGAGCUUCCAUGGCUUUAGUUAUUAAUAAUACUUCAAAGUGGGUAAUAGUGUCCUAUAUGAACAAUGUUACAGAAUUAUUUGGGGCACCCACAGUCUACUACUCAUCUAAGGAAAGUAAAUAGGUAGAGCCAGCUCAUGAACCAAUAGGAUCUGAACAUCUGUUAACCCUUUAACUCUCAAGAUCAAAUGAUUAAUUCUCCCUUCAAGGUGCUACACAUUUCCUUGUAAAGUAGUAAUGAGAAUUUGGUGUCAGAUCAAGAUAACUUCUAUGUGAUGAAUUUGAAUAUUCUCAUUACCUAUUUGCUGGAUAAUGUAAGGAUAAUGUAGGGAGAAGUUACAUGUUGAUCACUUCUGGGAGUUAAAUGAUUAACAUUAGCUUAUUCCCCUUUGACCAGGAGUACUGUGACCAAGUAAGAUGCAAGUCCAUUUCUAGGUUACCUCACAGCAUUUUGCUAAGUUUCCUUCAUAAUUGUUGGUUCUAAUUUGUAAAUCCAAGUGAAGAGAGAUGCUGUAAGAAUCACGAGAGCACAAAAUAGUGAUUAGCUCAGAGCUUACACUGAUAUGUAAGCCCAUUGGACUCCAGAUCGAAGGUCAGGAGUCCAGUGGGCAAAUUGCAAGGCUGUUGCAUAGGUACCUUAUUUUUCUCUUUAGGGUGACAAUAAAAAACAUUGCAAUUUAGCUUAAAAUUUUCUCUUUCAGGAAAACAAAGAGCAGCAAGUCCAACUUGGUGCCCAGUCCCAAACAAACAGUGGGUUGUCCAGUAUAGAUCACGUGAUACCUGAUUCCUCUUGGGCUGCAAUGACCAUUGGGAUAUGACAGCAUGAGGCGUGGCUACGUAGUCUAUUCAUGCUCAAUCCUUGUGUUCCAAUUUUCUGUACCUCUCAACAUAAGUUUUAUACUUUUUUAUUCAUCUUCCCUUACGCUGAAGUCGUUACAUAUUACAACUACGUUUUGAGCCUAGGAAUCGUGUUAAUUAUUUUAUAUGUUCAGAGCCAAUAUUCUUUCACUGUGUUUUGUGUUCAAAGGUUGCUUAUAAGGAAGAAAACAGCGAGAACUAUGCCACGUCUUCUGAAAAAAAAACCAACCAAACUAACACGAUGUAUUGGGUGCAUUUCGAAAAAGUGUCAAUAAAUCAGAACCAACUAAAAGCCGCAGCCAUUAGAACAAAGAAAAUAUACUCCUUUUUUUUCUCAAAAGAGUAACAUUGUUAAGUCCCACCCAAAUUUUAAUACCAAGGUAUGGUAUUCAGUUUUAAAUGUACAACUACUCUUUUGCCGACGGGCGCCGUCAUGUGACAACUUUGACAAGUUGCUAGGCAACAUGCACGAAGAACAUCACUCGCUCAUAAAGUCAUCACUAUAGCUUUCAAAGUUGUUUUACUAUGGGCUGUUGACAUUUGCAUUUUUAUAUUAUGAGCUAGUAUUGU
Messenger RNA from Pocillopora meandrina, 8132 nucleotides. NCBI's taxonomy places the organism in Eukaryota, Metazoa, Cnidaria, Anthozoa, Scleractinia, Pocilloporidae. The record is from the annotation of a GenBank genome assembly.